UACGUGCGCACGCAUCUACAACGCAUGCGUAGUAUUCCCAAAAUGUUAGCCUGUCCUGGCAAAUUAAAACAGAUGCAUCCCAGGCACCUUGUAGUUCGGAGGCUUUUUCUAUUACAUCUUCGUCUUUCAAAGAACUAAGAAAAUACCAAGCAUGGGAUACAGGGCAAUCUACGCGCUGUUCCUGCUUGUGAGACCGAGUUCCUCUGAUGUCUUCGUGCCCGGACAAGUCUGGUAUUCGACAACCAUUCAGACUUCUUUCCUGGACCCUCCCUUGGCCAACACCCCCGGGAGCAGGAUGAAAUGUGCCUCCUUGGCUAACCUCUCUCCAGACUGCCAUCUUUUCUGCCUCUCGGGAGACUUCUGCUCUCUCUACCGGGCGCAAGUUGCAGCCUUCCACCAGCCUCCUCCCGGCUACGAAACAAGCUCCUGCUGGACCCGCAAUUUUGACUGUAUGUAUAUCUGUAGAAGUCCUUUCGCCGAGAUCCAGUAGCUGAGUUCUCGAUAUAAAGGGGAAUGGCCACCAUGCGUGGAACCGUUUUGAAUGGGAUGAGACCUGGAAGCUGAA
This is a messenger RNA of Penaeus vannamei (Pacific white shrimp), 565 nucleotides long. The record is from RefSeq and is a predicted model, not a curated record. Lineage: Eukaryota; Metazoa; Arthropoda; Malacostraca; Decapoda; Penaeidae.